Messenger RNA from Lucilia sericata (common green bottle fly), 432 nucleotides. RefSeq lists its product as uncharacterized. NCBI's taxonomy places the organism in Eukaryota, Metazoa, Arthropoda, Insecta, Diptera, Calliphoridae. Bases 1 to 432 code for a protein of 143 amino acids. The record is from RefSeq and is a predicted model, not a curated record. The transcript has 2 exons.
AUGGACAGUAAUAAGGGAGGAUUAAAUUUUAAUGUGAAGUUUGAGGAAGAAAUCAAUAAGCCCAUGUUUGAUGUGAUAUUAACUUUAAAACGUAACAGCCAACCGGAUUUUGUUUUAAUCAAUACAUCAUUUAAUGCUUGUUCCUUUUUCGAAAAUAACAAUAUUAUGCAAAUGUUGAAACUAAUACGAGAUGAGGUUUAUUUGUAUUCGGAAAAUUUUCCCAAAGAAUGUCCCAUUAAGAAGAACACUGAGGUCAAUAUUAUAAACCUAUACUUUAAAGCCGAUAACUUGCCCAGUUAUGUGCCGGAAUGUAAAUUUUCCUUAACAUACAAACUUUGGCAAUUAAAGGAAAAACUUCUUGAAACCACGAUAAUGGGUUCGGUGGAAAACAAAAUAAAAAUGCGCAAAAAGCCUUUAAAAAAUACGAAUUAA